Messenger RNA from Seminavis robusta, 1512 nucleotides. NCBI's taxonomy places the organism in Eukaryota, Bacillariophyta, Bacillariophyceae, Naviculales, Naviculaceae. The record is from the annotation of a GenBank genome assembly.
AUGCCAACCAGUACUAGCACUAGUACUAGCACUAGUAGUGCUACUAGUGCUAGUAGUAGUAGUAGAUUAGGUGAUGUUGACUGCACCUAUAGUACUGUGAGAAGUCAGAUCAGACAGUGCAAUUGGUUUCUGUUGAGUUUGGCAAUUUUCUUGGCUUGUCUUCAAGUCUUUAGAGUUGCCCACAGCAUUUACAGUGCUACCAGUGCUACCACCACUACCAGUACUACUGCAUUGCUUCAUUCCAAUUCCACUUUCAAGUCCACUUUCAAUUUCAAGUCUAACUUGUAUGAAGGUGAAGAUGACCAUGAAGGAGAUGGAAAUGGAGAAAAUGAAAAUUCCAAUAAAGACAAAAUAGCAAUUUUGUUGUCCAUGGUUCCUUCCAAAAUGUGGAACCAAAAGGGCUUGGACCAUGCCAAAGCCAAUUUGAACAAUUUCAUCAACAAGGCUUGUUAUGCCAAACUCUGGAACUAUGAUUUGAUUGUCAACACUACCAAUGCCUUCCAGGAAUACACAUACAAAAGACCAUGGCUCCAUUUUGGAGCUUGGAAUCGAGUCCCACACAUGCAAGCACUCAUGGACUCCAAAAAGUACAGCUGGAUUCUAUAUGGAGAUCAUGAUAUGCUCAUUCAUGACAUGACCAAGCCCAUUGAAUCCAUGCUGAAAGAAGUACACCUAUAUGGAAAACAAAAGUCCGCCAGUGCAUUCAUUCCCGUCGACACUCCUGGAAAAGACAUUUUCGACUUCUCGUCAUUUGCAAUCAUGCUACAAGCAAACAACAACAACAAUAAGAAUCAAGUCGCAAGGAACAUACUCAAAUAUUGGAUGAAAUUUGCCAUGGGACUCUGCCCAAAAGGAAACUAUCCUCCUCCUGCUGGAGAAGAAAAUUUUACACACACUCAUUCCUAUGAUUGGCAACACAGCGAUCAGCCAGGUCUCUGGUACAGUCUCGCCAAAACACAUCAAGAAUACAACUAUUACCUCAACAACCAACACAACAAUAAUCACAGCAGCAGCAAAAACAACAACACAUAUGAUGAAAAUAGUCCUGAUCUCAGUGAAAUUGGAGAGUGCAACAAGGAAACAGGAUAUUUGAGUCAUAUGGCACAUGCAUUCUAUCUGGGAAAAUACUUUCAACAAGCCAAGGUCGUCAAGGGAACUGGCGGACCUGCUCUGGCAAAUGUACCCAAAAAUCAAUCCAUUCUAUGGUCACUGUUCGAUGACAAUGAACCAGAUAUAUCACUCCACAGUGACACUCUUGUCAGCCAGAGAAUUGGGAAUGGACCAUUCGCCAUCAACACUCUUUGCUGCGGACAAGCCAACAAACUUAAAGGGCUGCGACCACCAUUUGCCAUUCACACAAAGUUCCCCAGCAACAAUUGGCCUGGAGACAUGCCACUGCAGUUGCAACAAUGCAAACAGAAUUUGGGAUGCUUUGCCAAUCUCACCAAUGACGGGUUCUUGACGCUGGGAUGUGCGGAUACUCUCUACUUUUCAGGAAGGCUCUUCCAAUAG